Messenger RNA from Frankliniella occidentalis (western flower thrips), 483 nucleotides. It is a transcript of the gene Sem1, whose product is annotated as 26S proteasome complex subunit SEM1. Gene Ontology annotation, biological process: proteasome assembly; double-strand break repair via homologous recombination; mRNA export from nucleus. The transcript is spliced from 3 exons. Lineage: Eukaryota; Metazoa; Arthropoda; Insecta; Thysanoptera; Thripidae. The coding region runs from base 127 to 357 and encodes 76 amino acids. The record is from RefSeq and is a predicted model, not a curated record. Gene Ontology annotation, cellular component: proteasome regulatory particle, lid subcomplex; proteasome complex.
CAGUCGACAGUUGCAGUCGAUUCCCGUAACGCAACGCACGGAGCUUUUGUUGUGGAAUAUUUUGAUCUGUCAUCACCAUUGUGUUGCCUUUUAGCCGUUGAUCUUCUUUGAUCAUCCGAAGUUAAGAUGACGACUGCACCUGCUACUACUGAACAGAAACCCAAGGUUGAUCUUGGUAUCCUGGAGGAGGAUGAUGAAUUUGAGGAAUUUCCUACUGAAGACUGGGCAGCUCGUGACGAGGAUGAAGAAGACAUCAGUGUGUGGGAGGACAAUUGGGACGAUGACAAUGUAGAAGAUGACUUCAGUCAGCAGUUAAGGGCUGAGUUGGAGAAACAAGGGCAGGUGUUGAAUGUGUAAUUGCCCAUUAACGAUUUAAGAGAACCUGGAAGGGAUUUUGUCAUUAUGUACCUGUGAGAAGGCAGUUCAUCUGCCAAAGCCCUUGUUUUAUAGACUUUAAAUGCUAAUAAAUUAAAAAAGAACUAA